AUGUCUGCACCGACUUGGGACUUGGACGCUCUCCGAACGAAAAUGUCUUUGGGUCUGCAGUCCGGCGGGGUCCAGGUCACGGGAUGGCGCGACACGGCAACACGUCCCGGCGAUACGCAAAAGCGUAAAAGGGCCGAGGCGUUGCGGGGGCAACGGCGCCGCUUCUGUGUUUUGGGCGACCGUGAAGCCACGCGCUUUCCUUCUCUCUCUCUCGGGCGCGACGGCGUCUCUCACCAACUCAUCCUCAGGCAUCCAUUACCACCCCCUCUCUUUCCCGUGACAGUACCGAUACUUUCUCUCUCCCGCACUUUAGCAGGGAGUUCCGGUGCUCUACGCGUCAGACUUCGGACGACUCCGUCCGUUCCUGUCGACCCGACGGCCGUUGAAUUAACAAGUAAGCAGGCUCGGAGUCUUCGUACGCGGGGUACGAUGAACGAGAACGACGAGAACGGGCCCCAAACGCGUCUGACGCGGGCCAAGGCCGCUGCCAUGUCGGCAGGAGAUGCCCCGGCUGCCAACGCCACGAAGAAACCCCUUCAGACCAAGAAAGCUGCCACCUCCACGACCGGCGGAGUCCCCAGAAAACGCGCUGCCCUCGGCGAUGUGAGCAAUGUCAACAAGGCCGACAGUGGUGAGACCAAGGAAGCGAAGAAGCCCGCCGGCAGCAAGGUCGGAUUGACGUCGAAGGCCGGCGGCGUUCAGAAACUCAGUCGCACCAACACCACCCGUACUGCCAUGGGCGCCAAGGACGCGAACUCCAAGAAGCCUGCCGUCGACGCGAAACGCCCGGGUAGCGGAUCAGGAAUCGGUAGCGCACAGAAGAAGCGGCCGGCCAGCGAAAAGUCGAUACCGGAGAAGGCCCUGCAGCAGGAAGAACCCCCACGCAAGAGAGUCGAUGUCGAGAAGCUCGAGGCCAAGAAGGCCGCCCCGGAGAAGGCAUCGACUGUGAAGGGAAAGGUCCAGGUCACCGACGAGGUCGUGGAGAAGACCGACGCGAACUACGAAGUGGAGGACCUGGACGAGGAAGACCGCGACGACCCUUUGAUGGCAGCCGAGUACGUUGUCGAGAUUUUCGAAUACAUGAGACAGCUCGAACUGGAAACGCUACCCAACCCCGACUACAUCGAGCACCAGCCUGAUCUCGAGUGGAAGAUGCGCGGCAUUCUCGUCGACUGGCUCAUCGAGGUUCACACGCGUUUCCGUCUUCUGCCCGAAACUCUCUUCCUCGCCGUCAACCUCAUCGAUCGGUUCCUGUCGGCCGAGGUUGUGGCCCUGGAUCGCCUGCAGCUAGUCGGUGUGGCUGCCAUGUUCAUCGCUUCCAAGUAUGAGGAAGUCCUCUCACCUCACGUUGCCAACUUCAGCCACGUCGCCGACGAGACCUUCACGGACAAGGAGAUCCUCGAUGCCGAACGUCACAUCUUGGCCACCCUCGAAUACAACAUGAGCUUUCCCAACCCGAUGAACUUCCUACGUCGCAUCUCGAAGGCCGACAACUACGACAUCCAGACGCGUACUCUUGGCAAAUAUCUGAUGGAGAUCAGCCUUCUGGACCACCGUUUCAUGCAGUACCCUCAGAGUCACGUGUCGGCGGCUGCUAUGUACCUCGCUCGUCUGAUCCUGGAGCGCGGCCCUUGGGACCCCACUCUCGCUCACUAUGCUGGAUACGAUGAAGAAGAAAUCGAGCCCGUCUUCCACCUAAUGAUCGAUUACCUCCACCGUCCAGUCUGCCACGAAGCCUUCUUCAAGAAGUACGCCAGCAAGAAGUUCCUCAAGGCUUCUAUCCUUACGCGGCAAUGGGCCAAGAAGUACCAUCACCACUAUAUCGACAGCUCCCUCUCCGAACCUUACAACUACAUCAAGGAUCAUGAGUAA
This is a messenger RNA of Aspergillus affinis, 1872 nucleotides long. Its product is annotated as B-type cyclin nimE. The transcript has 5 exons. The record is from RefSeq and is a predicted model, not a curated record. Gene Ontology annotation, molecular function: cyclin-dependent protein serine/threonine kinase regulator activity. The coding region runs from base 1 to 1872 and encodes 623 amino acids. Gene Ontology annotation, biological process: G2/M transition of mitotic cell cycle; regulation of cyclin-dependent protein serine/threonine kinase activity. Gene Ontology annotation, cellular component: nucleus; cytoplasm; centrosome. Lineage: Eukaryota; Fungi; Ascomycota; Eurotiomycetes; Eurotiales; Aspergillaceae.